ACAGUCGAUCUUUUAUUCGUAGGAUGAGUUCAGCAGCAGUGAUUAAUCAGAGCAGGACGUCUGCAUUGAAUCUGCUCUCUGAUUGUGAUGAUGACGACUGAGACACUUUGUUCCUUCUCAUUAUAAAAGAGGAGAAACUGAAACACUUUCCAUUUGACUUCUCCUGGGCCUCAGGACUGAACCAAGCUGCUCCAUCUUCCACUGUAACUCCAGGACUCUUCACACACACACACCAGGACCCAACAUGAGCUUGCAACUGGAAAUGAAGAAUGUGAAUCUGAAAACUGGCGAUCAGCUGAAAAUCAAAGGAAUACUUCUGCAUGAUGCUGAAAGAUUCCAGAUCGACCUCGGCAGCGAUGAAGACAACCUGGCUCUUCACUUCAACCCCCGGUUCCACGACGACUGCGACGGAGCUGUGCUCGUGUGCAACUCCAGGUCGGACGGGUGCUGGGGCGACGAGCAGCGGGACACACACAACCCUCUGCAUAGGGGAGCAGAACUCAAGAUUGUGUUGAAGCUGAGCGGAGACAUGUUCGCGGUGGAACUCCCUGAUGGGAACGAAGUCCAGUUCCCGAACCGAGUUAAAAUGGGCGUCUUCGACUACUUCCGAGUCAUCGGGGACAUCAAGCUGACGUCCAUAAAGAUCAGCCAAUAGAAACAGCUGCUGUGACACGUGCAGCUUGGUUGAAAACAAUAACUAAAUGUUUGAAGACUUGUGAUAAACUACAUAGAAUGUUUAAAUGGAUGUUUGUUUUCUACUUAUCGGAAGUAAAUGCAAAAGUGUACUUGAGUUUGAGUUCUUCCUUCACCAGUGUUUAUUUGAAAUGUUGUUGUUUACACAGGGUUACAUACGAGUACAACCUAAAAUGAUGUUGUCUUCAAAUACUUCAAAUAAAGUGAAAGCAAAGAAGCCACUGGAUUAUUGCAUUUGUUAUUCUGUGUUGGAUUUUAAACUAUUACUGAUUUUAUCAAAAUUAGAGGAAUUAUCUCCAUAAA
This is a messenger RNA of Pleuronectes platessa (European plaice), 996 nucleotides long. RefSeq names its product galectin-2. The transcript has 4 exons. Gene Ontology annotation, molecular function: carbohydrate binding. NCBI's taxonomy places the organism in Eukaryota, Metazoa, Chordata, Actinopteri, Pleuronectiformes, Pleuronectidae. The coding region runs from base 245 to 655 and encodes 136 amino acids. The record is from RefSeq and is a predicted model, not a curated record.